Messenger RNA from Chara braunii, 1559 nucleotides. Lineage: Eukaryota; Viridiplantae; Streptophyta; Charophyceae; Charales; Characeae. The record is from the annotation of a GenBank genome assembly.
AGCACUUGUAGCAACUUCUACAUAUUGCUGGAGCUGGAGAAGCUCUUUGGGUUCAAAAACGUGUUUCCGCCGCUUCGGAAUGGACCCAUGCAUGACAGGGAGUGAGACCGAUGAACUCAUUCAGAACCAGCUGGUGGGCUUUACCAGAAGACUAUAUUAUGGGAACUGCUUUUAUUAUGAUACUACGUUGCGGGUAGACAGACUGGAUUUUGACUUGAUUGGGAGUGACGACCGACAUCUCCCACUGCAAAUGUUCUUCUGGCAGGGACAUUACCAAGAUGAUACUUACAUCUCAGGCUGGUUCGCAGAUGUCUGGGACCGGGACACAGGCUUGCUCAUCUCACACGUUGGAUGGGCCCACAAGCCGCAAAUCUCAAAGGUAAAAGUGCUAACAAAAAACCUUCAACCUGGGGGGUACAAGCCCCAUAAUGAUGUCCCUACUGUGCUGAAGGAAACGUCGUUCCUAAAUGCACUUCACGUAUCGGAAGGAGGAGGAGGAGGAGGAGGAGGAGGAGGAGGAGAAGGGGGACAAGGAGGAGAAAGGGGAGAAGGUGGAGAAAGGAGAGAAGGACAAAGAGGAGGAGAAGCAGGAGAAGGACGUGGUACAGGUACUGAAACUUUCAUAGAGCACCGGGAGGCGCUAUUUGACAGUGAGCACUAUAUGUUCGCAUCUCGUACAAAACAGAGAAGAUCCACCCCUCYACACAGCGUGGACUGGGAAGUGAUGARAUCUCUACAGAAGCUUCACAAGUCUUCUGUUAGUCUUGUGUCGUACRAGUACGACAGCGAGUCCGAGAUUGAGCRCUUGAUUCCCGUUGCAGCUCGAUUGCGAGAACUGGUGCUGGGCGCGAUGCACAGAGGUUGCUUUGAUAAGAUGGUYGCCKAGUUGCGACUUCGCCCUUCAUAUCUGAGGGAUCCCGUCCAGACUGCCUGCGCCCAAUUCGCCCACAUCUUCAGGGGAUCGCAGUGGGAGAAACUACCUCAGCAGCUCGUGCUCCACAUCUUGCAGUUUUUGCCCCCACAACGGCRUGUCAUAUUUCGACCUCCCUCCAGCACCCAAGCAUCUCCUGAUGCUGCUGCACAAGCCGUUGGGUGGUUCCGCACGAUCACGAGGAGGAUCAUCACGAUCAYGAAGGUGAUCACGACCUUGAUCAUCACGACGUCGACCGCGACCACGAUCACGAAGAACGUGAUCAAGUGGAUGAUCGUCACGAACACGACCACAAUCACGAACGUGAUCACGGAAGACACGAUCACGAACGUGAUCUUGACGCUGAAGAAGAACAUCGUGACGAAGUAUCACGACGACGAUCAAGAUCACGAAUGUUAUCACGAUCUUGACGAAGAUCAUCACAACGACAAUCAAGAUCACGAAUGUGAUCACGACCUUGACGAAGAUCAUCACCACGACGAAGAGCAUAUGACGACGAAGUUCCAUCGGGCCGCGCUUGAGUUGAUUGUCGCGCGUGCUCGAUCACGACCCGGAUGCGCGCUGAUGACGUGGCGGGAAAAAUAGUGGGGGAGAGAGAAUGCUGAAACGCGAUCUCAACGCGUUCGUC